Molecule: messenger RNA, 3167 nt
Organism: Hyla sarda
Lineage: Eukaryota; Metazoa; Chordata; Amphibia; Anura; Hylidae
Gene: TFCP2
Product: transcription factor CP2
Exons: 16
Coding region: 466-2115 (549 amino acids)
Biological process (GO): positive regulation of transcription by RNA polymerase II
Cellular component (GO): nucleus
Molecular function (GO): DNA-binding transcription activator activity, RNA polymerase II-specific; RNA polymerase II cis-regulatory region sequence-specific DNA binding
Source: RefSeq, a predicted model, not a curated record
GUCCUGGUGACGUCACGCUGUGCGUCGUGUCGGCUGCCGCAGCGGCUGCUCUGACUUCUUCCUCCAUGUUGCCUUGUUGAGGCGCCUCACCUGUGUCCUGAGGGAGCCCGCCCGCUACAGGUCCAUGAGCUGGGGCCGGAGCGCUGGGCACACAGUGUACCGGGGAGGCGGCGGCUUCACAGGCACAUUGCGGCUCUUCUUGUGAUGCCUCUCCCAGCGCCCACCAUGAUCUCCUAGGAAGCUGGGGCCGCUCUGUACCCUUCUAUCUGUGUAGAGGAGGAGAGCGCUGACUCAGCCCUGGCAUGUCCUCCUCCAGCAGCCGUCAUACCAUCGCAUGCACCGGGGGCUCGGCUCCGUGCCGUAGUGGGUAAUAAGGACGUUGUGCUGUAGAAGUGUCUUGUGUGGCCGGAGCUGUGUGUUGUGGAUCAGGCUCGGUGCAGGACAGGUCACCCUCCUCCUACCAGCAUGGCCUGGGCAUUAAAGCUACCGCUUGCUGAUGAAGUCAUCGAGUCCGGACUGGUGCAAGACUUUGAUGCCAGUUUAUCUGGGAUCGGGCAAGAGCUGGGUGCUGGCGCCUACAGUAUGAGUGAUGUACUUGCUCUGCCUAUCUUCAAGCAAGAAGAGUCAAGUCUGCCGUCGGAAAAUGAAAAUAAGAUCUUACCUUUCCAGUAUGUGCUGUGUACGGCUACCUCCCCAGCAGUAAAGCUUCACGAAGAGACCCUUACCUAUCUCAAUCAAGGCCAGUCCUAUGAAAUCAGGAUGUUGGACAAUAGAAAACUAGGAGAAUUGCCUGAAUUGAAUAGCAAGCUAGUUAAGAGCAUCUUCAGAGUGGUGUUUCAUGACCGGCGCCUUCAGUACACGGAGCACCAGCAGCUGGAAGGCUGGCGGUGGAACAGGCCUGGAGACAGAAUACUUGACAUUGAUGUCCCCAUGUCUGUGGGUAUUAUUGACCCAAGAGCCAAUCCAACUCAGCUCAACACUGUUGAAUUUCUCUGGGAUCCUUCCAAGAGGACAUCUGUCUUUAUACAGGUUCAUUGCAUUAGUACAGAAUUUACAAUGAGGAAGCACGGGGGUGAGAAAGGUGUUCCUUUCCGAAUCCAAAUUGAUACUUUCAAAGAGAACGAAAAUGGAGAGUAUACGGAGCACCUGCACUCAGCCAGCUGUCAGAUCAAAGUGUUCAAGCCUAAAGGAGCAGACCGAAAACAGAAAACGGACCGAGAAAAGAUGGAAAAGCGGACCCCACAGGAGAAAGAGAAAUAUCAGCCUUCCUAUGAGACCACUAUUUUAACAGAGUGCUCACCCUGGCCUGAGAUUACAUAUGUCCCAAACGCUCCCUCUCCUGGAUUUAACAGUUCCCACAAUAGUUUUUCAAUUGGUGAAGGGCAUCUGAAGCUGCCGGCACAGAUGGAGCGCCAAUUGGAUGGCAUGGAGCACGGUAAGGGACCUCCGUCCAUCCUUUCAGCUGAUCGGGACCCCGUGAUUUUGCCUUGGCUCCCUGAGCUAACUGGCAGCAAUGGUUCUCCAAAUCACCAGCCUGAGCCUCCCGCACCCAUCAUUGAUGUAAGUUCACCAAUGACCUCCGUUCAGAACCUCUUGCCUACAUCAACCCCUCAGGAGGCACAACAGUGGCUACAUAGAAAUAGAUUUGCUGCAUUCUCGCGGCUAUUCACAAAUUUCUCAGGUGCAGAUUUAUUAAAGCUAACUAGGGAUGAUGUAAUUCAGAUCUGUGGACCUGCUGAUGGGAUUCGGCUCUUCAAUGCACUGAAAGGGAGGGUGGUACGGCCAAGGCUCACAAUUUACGUCUGCCAAGAAUCCCAGCAGCUAAGGGAGCAUCAGCAGCAAAAACAUGAAAAUGGGGAGCAAGGAAACGGUGCUUUUUAUGUGUAUCAUGCCAUUUACCUGGAAGAGCUGACGUCGCUUGAAUUAACAGAAAAGCUUGCCCAACUUUUCAACAUUUCUCCUCAUCAAAUUAACCAGAUCUACAAACAGGGGCCCACAGGCAUCCACGUUCUUAUAAGUGAUGAGAUGAUUCAGAAUUUUCAGGAUGAAUCAUGCUUUGUGUUGGAUACAAUGAAAGCUGAAACCAACGAUAGCUACCACAUUAUUUUAAAAUAAGGUGCUGCACGAGAUCCACCUUGUCCCCUCAUCACUGAAGACAAAGAACUGGUGUCUCAGCGCUCUCCAAUAGGCUCACAAGACUUGAAUGCACUAGAGACAAAUAACUCUUCAGCGUGAUGCCACAUGACUGGCAGAUCACGUGACUUUCGCUUCUUCCAUAUUGAGACAGUCAGGUGGCUCCUGCUUGUGCAGACUCAAAUCCCAUCCAUUCCAUUACACCGAGAUUAUUGCAGUGACUAAGCAUAGAACUGCUUAUAUCUUGUAUGGAGCAGGCUUGGUCUGCACAAGGACAAGCAGAUCACUUUAAUAUUCAGAUGACGUGAACAUGGAUAAUGUAUGAACUGGCCAUACCAAUACAUUGGCUGGCAUCAUCCCUUUUUAUAUUUAACAAAAAGUAAAAAAAAAAAUAAAAGCAUUUUAAGCUGAUCUCACAGGCUGCUGGAAGACGCGGAUAAAAUAUUCUGGAAGCAUAUUGGUGUAUGUUAUUGGUUACCCCAUCACACUGUACUGUCUAAUAUAGAUGGUAAGGGGGUUAGUAUUUUUUUUAUGUAGCAUGUGUCUUUUUGUAUGAUGCUUUUUGUAACACCAGCCCAGCUGUCCCUCCCUGUUCUUCUCAGAUUUUUACUUGUCUUUAUACAUUUUUUUUUUUUUUUAAUGGAUUGACAGAGGAGAUGAUGACUGCAGGACAGGUACUGUUCCUGAUCAUAUGAAUUAUUUUUAAUGCCAUAUUUUGGUGAUCUUCUUUGCCAUCAGUCCUAUCAGCUUUCUCAAAAUACCUCCAACCUGUAAAGUUAUACCCCAGAUUUCUGCAUGCAGCGGCUUGUAGGGCAGGGAUUGAUGGGACUUGCUCAAUGACCAAUCCAAUGCGAAGCGACUCAGAUCAACAGAACGGACAGUCGGUGUAUCCUUUUAUCUCUUCCUUCUGAUAUCUUACUAUUGGAUCUCUGGUCUUUGUAUUUUUAUUUUUUUUUUUCAUCCUCCUUUCUACGCCUUAUUGAUUUUAUUUUUUUUUGUAAUUGUUUUUCUCUAGUUAUUGUUGCAUAUAAUUU